This is a messenger RNA of Dentiscutata erythropus, 156 nucleotides long. The record is from the annotation of a GenBank genome assembly. Lineage: Eukaryota; Fungi; Glomeromycota; Glomeromycetes; Diversisporales; Gigasporaceae.
AUGACAGCAAGGGCCACUAAGCUAACAAAGCGACAUAUAUGGCUUAUGCCUUGGAGCAAAAUGAGAGUAGACCUCACAGAACAUACAUUGUUACUAGAAGUUAAAAGAGCAAUAAUAGAAAUUCCAGAAUUAAUGAAUAUUUCUCAAGGCACCCAG